Messenger RNA from Symbiodinium necroappetens, 474 nucleotides. NCBI's taxonomy places the organism in Eukaryota, Dinophyceae, Suessiales, Symbiodiniaceae. The record is from the annotation of a GenBank genome assembly.
AUGGUCGCUUUAAAGAUUCCGAGCACGCAGCUGCACGACUUCUGUGACGGCAUGCAAUUUCCCAAAGCUGAUGCUUGGAAGAAGAAGGAGGUGAUGGGCAUGUUCACGUCCAAGAAGAUCAGCCCAGGCGAUUUCAAGCCUGCAGCAAGCACCUGCUUGUGUUUGUACCCUCUGCUGCGCUUGUUCUUCAUGAGCAAGCCAGACAUCCUCGCAAGGAUGACAGAGGAGGCCAGAUCCUGUCCCAACCUGUGUGCUGUGCUGGACUAUCUCGUCCUUGGAUCCGGUGACUCCGAAGUUUCACAUGACCAUGCACCUGCCCCUGAUGCUGAAGAGAUUCCAGCCAGUGUGGCCCAUGAGAUUUGGCGAAGCCGAAGCCAUUUCCACAAGGUGUUUGGCAUUUUCGAUCAGAUGUGCAUCCGCGGGCCAGAAGUGCCAGAUCAGGUCGGCGAUGACCGGGUGCUGGUUGCACCGUGA